Aphanomyces invadans is the source of this 2939-nucleotide messenger RNA. RefSeq lists its product as hypothetical. NCBI's taxonomy places the organism in Eukaryota, Oomycota, Saprolegniomycetes, Saprolegniales, Verrucalvaceae. Bases 6 to 2939 code for a protein of 977 amino acids. The transcript is spliced from 10 exons. The record is from RefSeq and is a predicted model, not a curated record. Gene Ontology annotation, molecular function: protein binding. Gene Ontology annotation, biological process: amino acid activation for nonribosomal peptide biosynthetic process.
CUUGAAUGACGGAAGGAAGCGCGGAUCCCGAUGUCGCCACCGCCUCGGCGUUUACAAAAGAACCAUUGAGAUCAAAGGUCGCGAUUGAAGGACCUGAUGUUCAUGUGACCUUCGGCCAGCUGGGCAUGGACAUCGCGGCUAUGCGAGAUAUACUGCUUCUUGAGGGCAUCACGUGCGUUGCCAUUGACCUUCCGUUUGGUGUGGCUCAAGUUGUCGCCAUGUGUGGUGCGAUUGCCGCCCAGGCUGUAUACGUCCCAAUAGACGAAACGCAAUCCGUUGAGCGCAACACUUGGAUAUUACAAAACGGUUGUGUCCAGGCGAUGCUGUGCCAUACCGACUCGCCGACGAUUGCCCUGAUUGGGCUGGUGGACAAGGUCGUGGCAGCGCUACCACUGCACGAGACAGUCUUGGUCAAAGGGGCAACCCAACCAAGUACCACCAACGAAUUGCUGCAGGACCCAGACGGGAUGUAUAUUCUGUUCACCUCGGGCUCCACUGGGGUGCCUAAGGGAGUCGUGGGGAGUCGUCGGGCAACAAAAAAUCGUCUACAGUGGAUGUGGGAAGCGUAUCCAUUUCAACCCGACGAGAAAGUCCUUCGAUCGACCAAGCUCACGUUUGUCGAUGCCAUCUGGGAGAUCCUAGGUACUCUGUGGCGCGGGCAAACACUUGUGCUGUUGCCGCACGCGACGUCAACGCCUCCGCUGAUUGCCGACGUUGCGCACACGAUGGCGAUCAUUGAGGCGUUCCAGGUGACUCGUUUGACGGUCGUGCCAAGCGUUCUCCAAGUACUGCUGAGCGUGUUGAAAACGUUACCAUCGUCUAUCACCACAGUCCUGGUCAGCGGUGAGACGCUGACGGGGGAAUUGCUUGGGCGCGCCAUGCAAGCGGCCCCAACGACGAGAUUCAUCAAUCUGUAUGGUAGCACCGAAGUAAGUGGUGAUGUCACAUUCGCAACGUUUUCGCUCGCGACGACGACAUCCGAAGAACGAGAACUGUGGCAGUGCUACGGCGUCCCGAUCGGCAAACCGAUCCAUCAAGCCAAAAUCAAACUUGUACCGCAAGAAGGUGGAGACAAUGCCUCGAAUCAAGGGGAAUUAUGGGUGGCCGGCGCACCGCUGGCGCUGGGCUACUUGAAUCCAGCUGACACAAGAGCCAAGUUUGUGUGGGAUAGCUCUGGCAAUGUGUGGUUGAGGACUGGCGAUGUGUGCUGCUGGCGUGGCAAUGCUCUUUUCUAUUGCGGUCGCGUCGACAGUCAAGUCAAGAUUGGAGGAAUUGCAAUUCACUUGGAGGCUGUCGAGGUAUGGCGUUCGCUCGCUCAUGUACAACAAAAUGUGACAGCGGCUUCCAGGCGUGCUUUUACUCAUUCAUGGCAGAACGUUUUGCCAAUUUGUCUGUUUACCGCUUCUCAUACACGACGCGCUUUGGAACAACUGUUUCGCACCCAUGUCGCUGUCGCCACUCGUGUAAUUCCCAUCGAGUUUGCCGACUUUCCGUACACGUCAAGUGGCAAGAUCUGUCGACGACAACUUCGUGAUCGCCUCAACGAGGUGAACUCUUCGGCGGCAAGUGUGCCACCGCAGGACGUUGUGGACUCCAUUUUGAUGGCCCGUGUGGAGAGUGUCCUGUCAAAACACGUCGACUUGGACGCCUUGACACUCGCCGAAUUGGGCGGCAACUCCCUCGUUGCUACGAUGGUGCAGCACGACCUUCGAAUGCAAUGCGGGGUGGAAUUGCAGCUUGCAGACAUCGUGCAGAAAACAGUCGGAGAACUGCGAGCAAUGGUGCCACGCAAAUGUCGACAUAACGAGAGACAGCGGCCGUUGUCCGAGCAGCCCAGCGACGUCGGUGACACGACCCACAAAAGGCUCAAGCGCGUCAAAGUCGUCGCGACUCGUUGGGAUGUGUAUGUAGCAUGGUCGGUCGAAGUCAAAAAGUGCAUCGAUGCGACUCCCCUCGUGAUUGCCACACCGAGGCCGAUGGUCGUCGUGGGUUCGCAUGACCAUCACGUGACAUGCGUCGACAUUUCUCCACCACACGACAUCUUGUGGCAGACAGAGCUCCCCGAUCGCAUCGAGUCGUCGUGCGUUGCAUUGGACGACCGCAUCUACGUUGGCUGCUACGACGGGCAUCUCUAUUGCCUUCGCAGCAUGGAUGGCAAGGUGCUGUGGUCCUUCGCCACAGCCGAUCAAGUCAAGUGCACACCACUCGUCGUUGCAAGCAAGCGCGUGGUGGUUUGCGGCUCACACGACCACCACGUCUACGGACUCGACGUGCAUUCCGGGGUGUGCGUGUUCAAAUUGCCUUUUCAGAACGGGAUAUACUCAACGCCAGCGUUUGCAAACGACAUGCUGUUUUGUGCGUCGAUCGGAGGGGACUUGCGAGCGUACGAGUGGUCGUCGCUGCAAGCGGCACCUGGCCAUGACCCGCCACCUCCCAUCUGGACCCGUCAGUUUCAAGCGCCCGUCUUCGCCAAGUUAGUUGCAACCGAAGGAGAUGUACUCGUCGUUGCAUGUGCCGACAGCUGCGUGUACGGCAUAUCCUCGCUAACGGGGGCUACCGCAUGGACUGCUCGCACAACCAAGCCCAUUUUCAGCACACCGUGCGUCGUUCCCCAGUCGUCUCCACCGCGCAUCGUGUUCGGCUCGCAUGACGGGAUCCUUCGAUGUGUCGAUUUGACGAACGGCAAAGUCCUCGCUUCGGUCAACCUAGAUGACGCAAUUUUUGCUUCCCCUACCAUGUUGUCCCGAGGCGAACACUGCGGUGUAUGCACAACGACAGGCAUGUUUUACGUGUGGGACACUACGUCACCCACGUGGCAGUCGAGGGUGGCCCUUGGAGGCCAUGCGUUUUCGUCUCCCGUGCUCCAUUGCGACGCAGUGUACGUCGGCACUCGGGCCAACCACCUCGUAUGCCUUCGCAAUCGACUCGAUGGAAAAUAG